AUGGGUGAGACAGAGGAUGAGCGUACUGCGCAGGCCAGCGUGCUCUUUGAGAACUUUGUCCAGGCAUCUACCUGUAAAGGGACUCUGCAGGCCUUCAGCAUCCUCUGCAGGCAACUGGAGCUGGAUCCUCUGGACUACAGCAACUUCUACCGCUCACUGAAGGCUGCAGUCAGCACCUGGAAGGUCAAGGCCCUGUGGACCAAACUGGACAAAAGGGCGCAGCACAAGGUCUACAACCAGAAUAAAGCCUGUCAGGGCACCAGGUGUCUGGUGAUUGGCGGGGGUCCUUGUGGUCUGCGGACAGCCAUCGAACUGGCCCUGUUGGGCUGUAAAGUGGUGGUAAUCGAGAAGAGAGACACCUUCUCUAGGAACAACGUUCUCCACCUCUGGCCCUUCACCAUCCAUGACCUCAGGGGCCUUGGAGCCAAGAAGUUCUAUGGAAAGUUCUGUGCCGGCGCCAUCGACCACAUCAGUAUCCGCCAGCUCCAGCUGAUGCUGCUGAAAGUGAGUCUGAUACUGGGAGUGGAGAUUCAUGUCAAAGUGGAGUUUGUCAAACUUGUGGAGCCGCCAGCGGAGCAGACUGACGACAGUCGUGGUUGGCAAGCAGAGGUCCGGCCCUCCAGCCAUCCUGUCUCGGACUUUGAUUUCGAUGUUGUGAUUGGAGCCGAUGGACGCAAAAACACAUUAGACGGUUUCGGUCGCAAAGAGUUUCGAGGGAAGUUGGCUAUCGCCAUCACAGCUAACUUUGUCAACAGGAACACCACAGCAGAGGCCAAAGUGGAGGAGAUCAGUGGUGUGGCCUUCAUCUUUAACCAGAAGUUCUUUCUAGAACUCAGGGAGGAGACAGGAAUUGACUUGGAGAACAUAGUUUACUACAAAGACAACACACACUACUUUGUCAUGACGGCGAAGAAGCAGAGUCUCCUGGACAAGGGGGUCAUCAUAAAUGACUACAUUGAAACAGAGCGACUGCUGAGCCCUGACAACGUAAACCAGGAAGCAUUGCUCUCCUACGCCCGUGAGGCAGCUGACUUCGGCACAAACUACCAGCUGCCGUCCCUGGACUACGCCAUCAACCACUACGGGCAGCCGGAUGUAGCCAUGUUUGACUUCACCAGCAUGUACGCCUCAGAGAACGCCGCCUUGAUCAGGGAGAAGCACGGACAUCAGCUACUGGUCGCACUGGUGGGAGACAGUCUGCUUGAGCCCUUCUGGCCAAUGGGCACUGGUUGUGCUCGGGGAUUUCUGGCAGCCUUCGACACUGCUUGGAUGGUGAGGGGCUGGACACAGGGCAGGAGCCCUCUGGAGAUCCUGGCUGAGAGGGAGAGUAUCUACCGGCUGCUCCCUCAAACCACCACAGAAAACAUCAGUAAAAACUUUGAACAGUACGCCAUUGACCCUGCCACCCGCUACCCCAACCUCAACUCCAGCUGUGUACGCCCACACCAGGUGCGUCACCUGUUCAUUGAUGGCCAACAGGACUCGGGUCACCUGGAAAGAGGAGGACCCACAAGUAGAUCAGCGAACUUGUCCAGAAGAGAGUCUGAUGUGCGUCCUGGCCGGCUGCUGACCUGGUGUCAGAAGCAGACUCAGGGCUACAGGGGGGUUGAUGUCACCAACCUCACAUCUUCCUGGAGGAACGGCCUGGCCCUCUGCGCUCUCAUUCACCGCCAGAGGCCUGAGCUCAUUGACUAUGACUCUCUGAACGAGGAGGACGUGGCGGGGAACAACCAGUUGGCCUUUGACGUGGCUGAGCGACAGUUUGGCAUCCAGCCGGUGAUGAGAGGAAAGGAGAUGGCUGCGGAGGCUGAACCAGACAAGCUGCUGAUGGUUCUCUACCUCUCCAAAUUCUACGAGGCCUUCAGGAACGCCCCGGGGAACGAGAACGGUUCAAGAGAACCAGAUGAGAACAGUAAAGAAUAUCUAGCUAAAACCAACCACAGACUGCUGAACCAGGCCCAGCCCAGGAAGAGGAUACCCAGGGAUGACAAGAAACUGGAAGACGAUUCUGUCAACAAGAGACGGCGAAAGGGGAACCACUACCUCACAGAGUUGUCUUGUCACAGUGCACCCCCUGCUGCUGAGGACGGGGAGCUGCGGGAGAACAAGGUCCGCUCAAUGGCAACUCAGCUGCUGGCCAAGUUUGAGGAGAACUCCUCGACCGCAAAGACAGGCAGCAAGUCUGAUGGAGACUCAUGCGAUCCAUCCUUUUCUCCUCCUCUGUCUCCUUCCACCACCCCACUUCCCCUCUCAGAGGAGGAGGAGGAUGAGGAGGAGGCGGAUGAGGAGGAGGUGAGAGAAAACCCCCGUUUUGCAAAGCCCAAGGACACCCCCCCUCCUCCUCCUCUGCCUCCCCUUCGCCCCAAGUGGCAGCCGUCCAUCUACCUUCGAUUACUAGAGAAUCCCUGUGUUGUGACUCCUCAAAACAGUUUCUUCCUUUCCUCCAAAUCUUCCCGUCCUCAGAGCGGGUACAGUCGCUCUCCUUCGCCCUCACGCUCUAAGAGUCCAUUAAGUCGUCCCCACUCACCAAGCCCUAGUUUUCCUGAACAUUACCACCCAGAAUGCACCUCUCCUCACCUCACAACCAGUCAUUUCUCUGCUUCUGAUGUUGAUCAUUCCUCUGAGAGGUCAGAGAAGUCAGUGCAGCAGAGUAAAGCCCAGAGGCUGUCUACUAGAGAAUUUUCUGGGAGGAGUAUAAAGGACAGAGCUGUGCUCCUGUCCUCCAUGUUUCCUGGGUCCAACAAACCUCCUCCUGCUCCUCUAUCUCCGCUUUCAGCCUCACAGGUGGAACUAUCUACCUCCCUUCCUUCCUUGUCCUCACCUCCUCCUCCUUCUCCCUCUACAUCUAAGAGCUCCAGCGUCUACUCUGUAGUCCACCCUGUCCCUGACCCUACUGCCCAGGCCGGAUUCUCCUCUGUCGCUCUCUACACUGCUGGACACAAGGAUAAGAUACAGAAAGACUCCUCUACUCUCUCGUCUUACACUGACUCUGAAAAACCAGAGCAAAUGUCUUCACUUCGUGUUGAUUCCUCCACAUGCAACAACAAAACAUCCACUGCCCUCUCUCCGACUUGCUUUGAGAGUCAGCAGAUCUCAUCUCCUCUCUCUAACAGUAACUGUGAAAAUGGGCCCAGCAGCUCCUCCGUCCAUCCAGUUUCUUUACUGAACAGGGAAAACUAUGAGAGGUCUCGGUAUAAUCUGGAAAGUGAGCCGGUCCACAAAACUGCUCAGGAGAAAUUUGACGAUAACAAAGUAGCUGAAAAUGAGCACAUGAAGUGCAACGGGAGCUGCGCUCUUGAGACCCCUAGAAGAAUCACUCAAAAGUCAAUUGUUCGCUCUGAGAGUUGUCCGACUGGAGCUCCUAGUUACGUUAAAGAGCGUACAGUUGGAAAGGUAUCCUCAGCCAUAGAUGCUAAAGCUCAGCUACUGGCCGUCCUCUAUGAGACAGACCACAGGCCCAAUGCCACACCGUGUGUGAUGCGGAAGGACUUCGGCGGCAGUGACAUCUGCCACUUCUGCACCAAGAGGGUGUACGUAAUGGAGAGACUGAGCACUGAGGGCUACUUCUUCCACCGCGAGUGUUUCCGCUGUGAUGUCUGUAACUGCACCCUCCGUCUGGGAGGGCAUGCCUUCGACUCGCAGGAGGCGAAAUUCUACUGCAAGAUGCAUUAUGCUCAGCGCCAGUCCAGCAAUCAUGUGGGGAGGCUCAGAAGGAGAAUGGAAGACCAGAGCCAUGUCACACCCACGUCGCUGAAUGGUGGAAACUACUCAGCCACGAGCAGCGUCCAGAUCCAACCCCCAGGUGAGGCGUCAAGCUUUCAUUCAGAGCAGCUUGGUAAAGGUCAGAAAACUGUCCCUGAAGACACAGAGAUGGCUGUUGAAGCUCUGGAUGCUUCCUGCAUAGUCAAACCUACAGCGCAAGAUACUACAGGGGCCAAGGGCUCAAGCCACGACAGUACCAAAGAUCACGGUAACACCAAACAGAAUCAUCGAUGGAAACGAAAGAUCAAAGCGACCUUCCCUCUGAUCUUCAUCAAGCGCUUCCAGAGAAGCUGGCCGCAGGACAAAGAGGGACCAGAGACUGUCCCUGAAUCUGAGUCUGACUUUGAAGAGAUCACUUCAGCAGAAAAACAAACUAACUCCGACAGCAGUUCCAAGACAUCAGCAGACACCCAGAAUCCCCAAGAGGGAAGUGAGGAGACUGAAGAGCCCUCAGCUACGAUAAAGAGAGUCUGCAACGUGUCCAGCCCAAAGAAACGCUUGAUGUUAUCUCUUUCUGAGAAAGAGAAGCUUCUGAACUGGGACGUGCUGGCCACACCAGAGGAAAUUAACAUCAACACCAAAAACACACAUCAACAUGAAGACCAGGUACAAGCAGAGACAGAAGAAGAUAAGCCUCAGACAGACUCGGGCCAGGAUGGGGAACCAUCCCAAAGCCAAGCCUCUCCCUCUUCCCCGUCAGCCUUACAGCUUAUAGCCAACGCCUUCAGGAGGACAUUUAGUGUGACCAAUCCCUCCAGCAGCUCCAACACUGCAGUCACAAUGAGGAACAAACGUGACAGAUCCCGCAAACAGAGGCCCAUGUCAGAAGGAGAUUUCAACUUUAGCUCCCUCUUCAGCAGCGUGGGUUCAGAGCCAGGCAAUCGUGAAGCUCAGUGGGCGUCUGUAGGGGGCGAUCCGUGGGGUGCCGGGCGGGACCUGCCCUCUCUCUUGCAGCAGGUGUCCCUAAAGGGCCGUAGAGACUCUGGAGGGGUGUUCUCUGACAACAUGGCUUCGUUUCCCCGCCGAAGGGUCAAUUUGUUCUCAUCCCUAAGGCUGAGGAAAAGGCAGGGGUCAGAGAGCGAGGGGCAGGAGCAGGAGGUGCAAAAGGAAAUCAGGACAAUACUCACCAACCUCAGAAACAAAGCCUCUAGUCAACAGAAUGUGGAAGAGCCUUCCUCUAGUGACGAUGAAAAUGAGAACCUGACAUCCAAUCAGAAGCUAUGUACAGAGAGACAGAGGAGGAGGCAGGAGAAGACGGUGGCCCAGCAGGCUAAAAGAGAAGAGCUGAAGAGGCUUCACAGAGCUCAGGCCAUCCAAAGACAACUGGAGGAGGUCGCUGAGAAACAGAGAGACCUAGAAGAGAGAGGAGUGGCUAUAGAAAAGAUCAUAAGAGGAGAAACAGAAUCAUCUCAGACUGAUGACAGUGACGAGGGCCAGCUCUAUCAGUCCUGGUUUAAACUCGUUCUGGAGAACAACAGAUUGGCUCGCUAUGAGUCCGAGCUCAUGAUCUUUGCUCAGGAACUUGAACUGCAGGACACACAGAGCCGACUGCAGCAAGAUCUGCGGUGCAGGAUGGCAGUAGAAGAUACAAAGAAGAGUGCCUCUGAGCUGCAGGAGGAGCAGGAGGUCCUGUCAGAGAUCAUGAGGACAGUGGAGAAGCGAGACAUGUUGGUCUCUAUACUGGAGGAGCAGAGGCUGAAGGAGAGGGCUGAGGACAAGGACCUGGAGAGCCUCUUGCUCACCAAGGGCUACGAGUUUCAUUGGAACCAGGCAGAUGACAGCUGGGCGCAGGAGAAGCUGGAGUGAAAGCUGAAUGUUGAGCACCUCAGUGGUUAAGAGCAGGAUGAUUAGUACAGGGUAGAAAAGAACUGUAAGGCGCUAUUUAAAAACAAAGAGUGACAUUUUAUCAUAAUAUUUUGUGCCCGGCUUAUUUUCAUCAAGAUAUAAAUCUAGAAAAUGUGGCGGAUGGAGAUGUCAUGAAAGUCUAGGUGUUUAUUCACCCUAAAGAAGACAGCCAGGAUUAAUCUAGUCUCAGUUUAUGCUGGAAUGCUGAGUUUAGAGAUUGAGGAAGAGUGGAAAUGGAUGCUGAGAUAAUGACUUCCCUCACAGCCAUGAGGGGUAAUAAUGUCUCUGCCAUUAAGGUUAUUUGACCUCUGUGCUGUCAGUCUGUCAUGGCCCGGGCUAACACUGACCUGAAACUGGAUGUGCAAUAUGCUUAACCACUUAUAAUAAUUGGACUGACUGCCUAAUCAACUGCUUUAUGUGGUUGCUUGCCGUGUGACAGAUUUGUCCCUACUGAAACAGAGUGUAGCCUCACUGGAGAACACAUGGAACGAUGCAACACCUUCCCUGAAGUUUUAUUGUUCUGCACAGCGUGAUUUGUUUUAAAUGUGUCAUUAAAUGUCAGAGACGAGCUUUAUGGAAUUCACUGUUAGUCACCUUGUAGCUAUGUGUGUGAGUGUAAGCUCUCUUAUCUAUUUUACUAUAUUUUUUCACUUUGUGCUGGAACACUGUCAAACAAAAUUAAAUUGUAUUUACACCCAGACACCAAUCCGCAUAGGAGAACUGUUGCAUAUUUGUAGUCAGCUGGGAAGAUGUACCUCUGCAAGGUAGCUGAAGACUGAAUCACAGGUCGAAACAUUCAUGCAAGUUGCACAUCUGGCCACACCACUGUCAGUGAUGUCAUAGCCCUUGUCUUCCAUUAGCCAUUAAAACCAACCACCUGCUGUGAUGUCACUGAUGGGGUCAUGGCCAGAGUUGCAUCCCUCCAAAGUUAUCUGCUCUUUCUAUUUCAGAGAGGAUUUCCCCUCUGACUGCUGCCAGCUGAACUGUGAUUGUGUCAUUUUGGUUUUAACCUAGUGUAUGGGCUGUGAGUGAAAAUGACAGGCUUACCUCCCUCAUGAGAAAAUGAAUAAUGUGUUUACAUGAGUUUUAAUCCCAGGUCAAGGACCCACACACUCAUUUGGUCCCUGAGCUUUAUAUGUUAUGUUCGUGUAUGUUGUAAAUUAACAAACACUAAAUUCAGAAUAAGUUAUGUUUUCAUGAUAAAAACUGUAAAUUGUGUUAUGUUUCUAUAUGUUUUGGUUUUAUGCCACUUCAAGUUUAAAUGGAAAAUAUCUUCAAUAAAAAUGUACUGUAAAAUUGU
Messenger RNA from Micropterus salmoides (largemouth bass), 6907 nucleotides. RefSeq names its product protein-methionine sulfoxide oxidase mical2b-like. Gene Ontology annotation, molecular function: FAD binding; protein binding. The coding region runs from base 1 to 5568 and encodes 1855 amino acids. The record is from RefSeq and is a predicted model, not a curated record. The transcript is spliced from 36 exons. Lineage: Eukaryota; Metazoa; Chordata; Actinopteri; Centrarchiformes; Centrarchidae.